AUGAAACGGCAGCGAGUCGUAAGCAUCGACAGCGCACCGUCUCCAGAGACUCAAGACGACUUCUAUUCCCCACCAGAUUCAAACCCAGUUAUUUGCGUCUACAACGAUACUUUAGAAGGGCACAUCACUUUCCCAGAGGAUGGGCUGUGUGAUUUCGUCAUCUUUAUGUCCAUAUAUUACGUCCAAGGAACAUUAGGAGAAUACAACGCAGCUUGGAAAGAAUACGACAGAACAGCAUUUCUCGCCGGCUUCCCAUCGGAAUACGUGGACGAACCCCAAAUGAUUGCAUCGCAAGGAUUCGCUGAAGCCAUUGCCCAGUUCCGUCGCACGGCCAAUUGCAGAGGCCAUGGCAUCUUCUACGCGGUCAGCAGACUUGUGGAACUCGAGUCUUCUAUGCCCAAACUGCGUCUCUUCUUUCUGGCUCUUGUCGCUCAAAUGAGGUUGAUGGCGGGGGAUUCAUUCAUCCUGUUUUUUGGCCUGGCGUUUGUGAACACGGGGGGUCGCUUUCCCGCCGACAAGACCGCUGAAGUCAUCAAGGGCAUCACCUCGAAUGUGAACCUCGUCAUCGUGAGAAGCGAUAACGUAGAAACUGGAGCCUGCGACCCGAAACCGUUGAGCGUGUGGAAGCCCGUGCGAGGCCAUCCCAGUGCAAUGGCCUCGACGAUUACACACAGCAAACUCAUCUUGAAGAAUUUGGCCAGUUUGAGAAGAACCAUCGUGGCCAUGUCGUCGAACAUGGCCCUGAAAGUAUACAACGUCGUUGCUAACCGCCACAUCGACUCCCGGAGCAUGAGUCAAGGAAAAUCAAACAAAGGCAACGUGAGCGGACGCAUCGCAUGCUCCGUUGAGACCCUGUGCAUCGCAGAGCUGUGCAACCUCACUGGAUGGGAGGAAAAUGGCGCUGGUAAGGAGGAGCCGAAUGGUGCCCGUUACGAGAACCACACCAGCGCGCAGAACAUGACCAUUAUACGUACGUACGAGACUCAAUCGACGAUCGUGCACACGAUCAAGAAUGUGCUGAAGGAUAUGCCAAAGAAGAGCGAAGCCAUAUUUGGAUGGACUUUGGUUGACAUGAACUUUGAGGACAGUGUCGGUCGGAAAUGCCCACUGUACGCCGAGUCGACGGCUGCUUUCGCGAGAACUGAAGCUGUGCGUCGUGAAAUAGGCAAACAACACCGAUACGCGCUGCGAAAGCUGCUAGAACCUUACUGACUAUAGACAUAUGUUUCGAGCAGGGGACUGCUUUUCAAUGUGCCUUUGAAUAUCAAGUUCGUGUGCCCGGCUGCUGUCACCAGCAAACCCUAAGGUGGAAUGAUUGAAACAGUGUGAUUUUAUAUAUAUAAACGUUGAUGUACCAAUUUCGCUCUCUUUGGACAGUUACGUCAGCACAGGCUGAGUGCAAUUUUUGAAGCUUUCUGAAGGACGAACUAUAUAAUAUCGGGAUACAAACACGGCAAUAAAUAAUCAUCCUUAGAGGAUGAGCGUGUGGCCUUCUCUGUAGUCACUUGUCUUCAAAAAAAUUUGAUUCGCUUUUUUUAUGCACCACUUGAAUAUGUGCACGAUCCACCAGAGGACAAAUUGCGCAAGAUGGUGACAGGUAUGGCGGACAUGCUAUGGUUUAAGAAGAAAAUAAAAGAAAUGAUAGGAGCUUUUCUCUAGGUUC
Molecule: messenger RNA, 1663 nt
Organism: Dermacentor andersoni
Lineage: Eukaryota; Metazoa; Arthropoda; Arachnida; Ixodida; Ixodidae
Source: RefSeq, a predicted model, not a curated record